Molecule: messenger RNA, 537 nt
Organism: Symbiodinium necroappetens
Lineage: Eukaryota; Dinophyceae; Suessiales; Symbiodiniaceae
Source: the annotation of a GenBank genome assembly
AUGGCCACGAAAAAGGUGCAGCGGCAGUUGCUGCUGGAUCCCACUUGGCUAAUCCUAGCUGAACCUGAUGUUGGCAGUGACAGCUCAAGUACCGUGACGACGGUUUGGCCGAUUUGGCAGGUGCAGUCGCUGAUUGACAGGAGUGAUCCCAGAACGCUUCAGAUUGGAAUGAAUGCGCACAAGCCUGGCAUGCGGCCAGGAGAGGCUAUCGCGUACAAUCCGCCGGUAUGCACGUAUUUCACGUUGACCCUCAACUUUGAUGACGUGAAGAAGUGCAACGAAGCCGCAGUCCAUCUGCAGACGCGGAGACGUGUUGUUCGCGGUCAGAUGCUGCAGAAGGCGCGUAUGUCAGGUGAACCCUUCGUGUGUGUUCCGACUGUCUGUGGCGUGUGCAGGCAGCAAGCUUUUUUGACCAAUGCCAGGCAGGGCUCUCAUCUGAACUUACAACUCCAUUCUUGUCGGUGUAAGCAGAUGCCACCAGAUGUUCCUCUGUUCUUGGUUCGUGCAAGAGGCGUUGUGGGAGUUGAGACAAGAUAG